Medicago truncatula (barrel medic) is the source of this 1314-nucleotide messenger RNA. RefSeq names its product RNA polymerase II degradation factor 1. The record is from RefSeq and is a predicted model, not a curated record. Lineage: Eukaryota; Viridiplantae; Streptophyta; Magnoliopsida; Fabales; Fabaceae. The transcript has a single exon. Bases 1 to 1314 code for a protein of 437 amino acids.
AUGAGGGAUGUUCUUGAGGAAAUGUAUGGAGGAGCUCUGCCUGUGGCCAAGAGCAGGAAAACUAAGAGGAAGGCAAUCAGCAAAGAGGCUUACUUAGAGGAAGGUUCUGAACAAGCCUCUAAGAAAGCAAAGAAGGACAAGAAGAAUAAGUCUUCUUCUGAACAAUUGGAUGAUUCUGAAUUGCCAACAAUUCAAGAAGAAGCUCAAAAUCUUAAUGUUGAAGAGGUCUUAGAGAACAGGAUCAGAAGCAGCAAGGAUGCUGCAACCUCUCAAGCAGCUUCUGAACAGCCUGUUAUUCCCAAGAAAAAGAGGAAGCAUGCUAUCAGAAAGCUAAUAAUGGAAGCUACUGCAUCUGAUGAAGAGGAAGAAGUGACUGCAACUGAGCUAGUCACAAGAGAAGUGAGGAAGAAACAAGCUAGGGAUGUUGCUGCACUUCAGAUAGGUGUGGAGUUAGCCCAGCAGGCCAACAUCCCUACAUCCAGCAUAACAAGGGAAAAUGUUGGUGCAGAUGCUGAGCAAGUGCUGAAGGCUGCUAAAGAAGUUCAAGGGUUGAUCGCUUCUGAAGCAGGACAUCUUUUAAACACUGCUGCUGGUUCCUCAAAAGCCACUAUCUCAGAUAGUCAGCAAGGUAUUACAACUUCUCCUCACACUGACAAUAUAAUUCAUGUAGAAUUAGACUCAACCCCCUCCAUUUCAUCUGACUCAUCAUCAUCCUCAUCCUUCUUAAAUCUAGAUGAUAUACCUUUAGGAGAAUUGUAUCCAACCAUUAACAAAAGCCCCUCAACAGCCUCCAAAAUCCAUAAAAAGCUGAAUGUUAACUAUUCAACCUUUGAACCUAUGAUUCCUACUCUAGAUGAAAGGAUUGGAAAUCUAGCUCAAAGGAGGAUAGAUGUUUGUGAACGUCUACCUCUUGACCAUCCUUUCCAACCAUCAAAUAUCCAACCUUUAAAUGUGAUUCAACCUGAAACCAAUACUGAAUCACAAAAAGCCUCUGAAGUAGCUUCAAAAGAAGUUACUCCAGAAGACUCCCAACAACAACAACUUGAAACCAUUCCCACCUCUAAGCAAACUGUUCCUGAACAAUUUGUCUCUGAACAACCUCAACCAGAAACCCAACCACAAACUCAAACCACUCCUGAACAAGUUGUUUCUGAACAACUUGUCUCUGAUCAACAACCUUCAUCACCAACAAACUCCCAAUCAUAUCCUGAAUCAGAUCCUAUGAUCACAUCAGAUGCCUCUGAUGUUAAGGAAGAGCCUAGCAACUCUUCUUCUGAUGUAAUCAUGGAGUCUGUUUCUGAUCAAACUACUUAA